Messenger RNA from Phanerochaete carnosa HHB-10118-sp, 2144 nucleotides. RefSeq lists its product as uncharacterized. The record is from RefSeq and is a predicted model, not a curated record. Gene Ontology annotation, biological process: fatty acid beta-oxidation; peroxisome organization; very long-chain fatty acid catabolic process. The coding region runs from base 248 to 2059 and encodes 603 amino acids. Gene Ontology annotation, cellular component: peroxisomal membrane. Lineage: Eukaryota; Fungi; Basidiomycota; Agaricomycetes; Polyporales; Phanerochaetaceae. The transcript is spliced from 11 exons. Gene Ontology annotation, molecular function: ABC-type transporter activity; long-chain fatty acid transmembrane transporter activity; ATP hydrolysis activity.
GCUACAGCAGGUGUACGAGAGGGCGCCGGACGGGAGCAAGGUCUUGCUGGUGCCACAUCGCCAUCAGAUAUCCAAGGUUCCGAUAAUCCCUACGCCAUCAGAAGUAUUGAAGGCAGAUGCACGGCGCUUUCCACUCGCGCCCCCGACUCACAAGCCGAAUUUGGACAAGACAUUCCUACGCCAACUGCGUGCCAUUAUCCGCAUCGCUUUCCGUUCAUGGCACUCAAAAGAGUCUCUUAUCCUCUUUAUGCACUCGUCCUUCCUUGUCUUGCGGACAGUACUUAGUGUCGGUGUGGCAAAGCUCGACGGAAGACUGGUGCGCGAUAUUGUCAGUGCGGAUGGGACGAGCUUCCUGAAGGGCCUUGGGUUGUGGUUUAUCCUCGCUGUUCCGAGCACGUAUACAAACACCAUGAUUCAUCACCUCCAAGCAAAGCUGUCCCUCCGCCUACGCACGAAACUGACACGUUACACCCAUGACCUGUACUUAUCUUCCGCGCCCGACCUCCGUUACUACCGAGUUGGACAAGAAGGAGGUCUUGAUGGAGUAGACCAAUACAUAACGUCCGACAUAUCCGCGUUUUGUGACGCGUUCUCUCAAGUCUACGGAAACGUCUUGAAGCCAUCACUUGACCUGUUCUUCUUCACUUCACAGCUGUCGCGCACGUUAGGCGUGCGUGGUACGCUGCUGCUCUUCCUCAACUACUACGCCACCGUCAAGAUUCUCCGCGCGGUUACACCAGCAUUUGGCCGAUUGGCUGCGGUAGAAGCAAGACUGGAGGGAGAGUAUCGUGCCGGGAUGGGCAGAGUUGGACGUGAGAGCGAGGAGGUCGCGUUCUACAAUGGUGGGCCCAGAGAACGAGAAAUUCUCUGGCGUGCGUAUCGACGUCUCGUCAAGCAUAUCAAUUCUAUCUACAAGAUCCGCAUAGCUUACGAGUGGACGGAGGACUACGUGAUCAAGUACCUUUGGAGUGCUGCUGGAUACGCCCUGAUAGCAGUCCCUGUCUUGCUAACAAGACGAAGAAACGUCGCUAUACAGACCGGCAGCGCAUCAGGCGAACGCAGCAUUGACGACCAAGUUGCCAACCGCACAGAGACGUACAUCUCUUCACGGCGACUAUUGCUUUCGUUGGCCGACGCAGGUGGUCGCCUCAUGUACGCAUAUAAGGACCUGCUCGAGCUUGCGGGCCUCACCACGCGCCUGUACACCCUUCUCUCGACCUUGCACUCCCUCAAGCCCCUGCCGACUCCCGCAGACGAGGGCGACGUCGUUGCACUAUCAGAAGUCGACGUCAGCGUCCCAGCGAACUCUGUGACGGGCGUCCCACUUGUCCUCGUCCGCAAGCUGUCGCUGUCGCUACGCGCGGGCGAGCAUCUGAUGAUCACGGGGAGCAACGGCGUCGGAAAGACUGCUGUCGCGAGAGUUAUCGCGGGGCUGUGGACUGCCCAGGGUGGAGGUGAGGUCAGGCGGCCUUCGGGGAAGAAGGGCGUGCUCGUCGUCCCGCAGCGGUCCUACAUGGUCGCAGGCACGUUGCUCGACCAGAUCAUCUAUCCUGACUCCUACCCCGAGUUUCUCGAAUCUGGGCGGACACACGAAGAGCUCAUGGAGAUCCUUGCGGCUGUCAACCUUGCGUACCUCCCUGGUCGCGAAGGCGGCUGGAGCACCCGCAAGGAGUGGCGGGACGUCUUGAGUGGUGGAGAGAAGCAGCGGAUGGGGAUGGCUCGUGUCUUCUACCACGGGCCAAAAUUUGCUGUACUUGAUGAAUGUACAAGUGCCGUGUCGAGCGACGUCGAAGGCCGGAUGUACGAGCACGCCAAGUCGCUAGGCAUUACUCUCAUCACCAUCUCCCUUCGACCCUCGCUGAUGAAGUACCACAUGCAGCUUCUCACCAUCAACGGUGACUCACAGGGCUCGUGGACACUCGCCCGCGUCGGCACCGCCGAGGAGCGCAUGGGCAUCGAUCGGGAGAUUGUGGCGCUCGAAGAGAGGCUUGCGGAGGUCGCGGGCUGGGAGCGCAGGGUGAAGGAGCUUGCGAAGGCGCUUUCUGUGCAGGAGCAGUGAUAAAGCGCAAUGAUAACGACAGGAUAUAUUUGCUUGUACUAUCCAAAGUGCUAAUAAUAACAGCAGUGUAUUCGUGCACUCAGAU